AUGACGGUUCUGCAUGAUACGCAUGAGGUUUGCGCUGCUGUGGAUAGAGGGGGAAGGCCCGAGAGGUUGACGAGAUUGCGACAGGCGGGACAGAGAAGCAAUGUUGAACCUGGGGGAUGGACUAGACAUCGGUGA
Messenger RNA from Chondrus crispus (carragheen), 135 nucleotides. RefSeq lists its product as hypothetical. The coding region runs from base 1 to 135 and encodes 44 amino acids. Lineage: Eukaryota; Rhodophyta; Florideophyceae; Gigartinales; Gigartinaceae. The transcript has a single exon. The record is from RefSeq and is a predicted model, not a curated record.